Molecule: messenger RNA, 660 nt
Organism: Salvia splendens (bonfire salvia)
Lineage: Eukaryota; Viridiplantae; Streptophyta; Magnoliopsida; Lamiales; Lamiaceae
Product: aspartic proteinase-like
Exons: 3
Coding region: 151-465 (104 amino acids)
Biological process (GO): proteolysis
Molecular function (GO): aspartic-type endopeptidase activity
Source: RefSeq, a predicted model, not a curated record
AUUCCUUUUUCACAUUUUGCAGAUACACUCCCUUCCCUCGCUGUAUCAAAAUACUCCGUCUGUGUUCGAGCUCUCAUUUUUUGCUGUAGUUUGUAGUUAACUCUGCUCCUCAUUGCAUGAUGUUGUCCCUUGUAUUGUAAUGCUUCAUAUAUGAUCUGUCCAAUUUUCAGUAUGGAAGAUGCCAGGCAAAAAAGGCGUAAGGAGGUCGAGGCCGCAGUAGUCAUGCUCAAAUCUUUCCUUUUGCAGAUUGAAGUGGGCGACUUCCUUGUUGGCAACCAGUCAACUGGUUUAUGUGAUGGUGGUUGUGCUGCUAUUGUGGACUCUGGGACAUCCUUGUGUACUGGUCCAACUGCUGUUAUAACUCAAAUCAACCAUGCAAUUGGUGCAGAAGGAGUUGCGAGCGCUGAUUAUUGGGCUCGGUUUCAGCCAUUCCCCAUUUCAAUUUCAACCAAACAAUGGAAAUAGUGUUAAAUGGCUAAGAAGAAGAAGGAUUUUGGUAAAAGGCUUGAUUAUUUUCUUCAACAAUAUGACACCCUUAUAUAGGGCAUUACAAAGCUUGUGCUACAAGUAUUCUUGGGCACCAAGCUAAUAUAUUCUUGGGCACCAAGCUCAUGUAUUUCUUAGCCUCCAAGCUAAUGUAUUUCUUAGCCUCCAAGCUAA